Molecule: messenger RNA, 1062 nt
Organism: Sporisorium graminicola
Lineage: Eukaryota; Fungi; Basidiomycota; Ustilaginomycetes; Ustilaginales; Ustilaginaceae
Exons: 1
Coding region: 1-1062 (353 amino acids)
Cellular component (GO): cytoplasm; mitochondrion
Source: RefSeq, a predicted model, not a curated record
AUGCUCUCACUAUGGCCGUUCGCGGGCCCGUCUACUAGCACGUCGAUAUCGACUCCAGCAACUCCAUCGACAUCAGCAUUCAGCCUCCGUUCCGUCAAUCCUCUGCAUAGAUCCCAGUCACAAGCAAAGAGUGCAACCAUCUCACCAUCGCCUCCAACCAGCGAGGCAAGACUGACAGUAUGGUCCGUCGUCGAGCAGUCGUCGGACCUGGUCGGAACCGCUCUCUCGAACCCCGUCGGCGCAGCAGCAGCUGGCGUUACAGCAUCAUCACUGGGCGCCUUGUUGUGGUGGCGCUACUUCCGACGCAUCCCUACCGCCGAACAUAUCACACCGUCCAUUCUGCGCUAUCGCAAGGUGCUCGUCGGCCGAGUGAUCACUGUAGGCGAUGCCGAUGGGUUCCGAUUCCACCACACUCCUGGCCCACCUUUGCUAAGAGACUGGCUCAACCCAUGGCCGCCUCGCACAAAGCGUAAAAGCGGCGGCAGUGGGGGGCGUUCCAAGCUGGUGCAGGAGACCAUCUCCGUGCGCAUUGCCGGUGUCGACGCGCCCGAAAGCGCACACUUUGGCAAACCAGCGCAACCGUUCUCGAAAGAGGCAAAACAAUUCCUCACCUCGAUGGUGCAAUCCCCUUCGUCGCCGGACAACUUGACACCGCCCAAAAAGUCGUUCUUUGGCGCCAACUCCCACGCUCACAGCAGCUCGCCUUCGCCCACCGUACACGAGGUAUCCAGCAAACUCGUCUGGCUCUACCCGUCGCACAUCGACCAGUACAAGCGGCUCGUGGCCACGCCUUACGUCUGGAACGCCCCGUACGUGUUUGGCAAGACAAAUGUGUCGCUGGCUAUGGUCAAACAAGGGCUCGCUACAGUGUAUAGGGCAGCAGGCGCGGACUACGGUCAUGCGACCUGGUGGGCCAAAGUGUGGAGAAAGUCGACGACGGGCUUGAAUGCGUUGGAGAGGGCAGAGAGUAAGGCGAGACGCCGGAGAAUCGGCAUGUGGAGUUUGGGCAAGAAGUUUGAGAGUCCCGAAGAAUACAAACGCCGGAUGAAGGGGGAGCAGUGA